This is a messenger RNA of Castor canadensis (American beaver), 6931 nucleotides long. The record is from RefSeq and is a predicted model, not a curated record. NCBI's taxonomy places the organism in Eukaryota, Metazoa, Chordata, Mammalia, Rodentia, Castoridae.
AUGAAAGAGGGCAUCUAUCCGAGAGCACUUUACACCUGGGAGAGGAGGGGCAGAUUGGACGGGCGGGCGCGACUGGGUUCCAUCGCCGCCUGGCCCCAAGCGCGCCUGGAUCCGGGUGGGAGGAAAGGAAGUGCGGCCCCCGCCCCGAAGUCCCCUCGCCCUUCUGCCUUACGCACCUAUUGGCGACGGUGCGUCUGUCAUGUCCCCGCCCACCGCACGACCCAGGCGAACCUCCAGCGCCGCGAGACGGUCGAGCACGUCUUGCAGCAUGGAUUCAGUAUUAGUCUGUUCCUCCGCCUCGGCCCGGGACGUCUAAUACCCCCCACGAUCGCGCGCAGCUGCUGGAAAGGCGGCCACUGCCCCCUCGUCGCCCUUGGCGCCUUAUCACACUCCCUUCCCCGGAGCUGGAAGCAGCGCGGGCAGCCGGCGCCCCAGUGCAAACUGGGGGUGUCUGCUGCAUUAGCCCCCGCCGCCGCCGCCGCCGUGGCCCCAUCAACAUCUGGCUAUCGAGCCUGCGGGGAAAGGUCCCGAGCGUCCCGGGGGCGCCCGCAGGCGUCGGGCUCAGUCUGCGGGCGCUACUCCUACACUCCAGAACCUCGAGCUGCUCGGUGCAAAACUUUCACGCCUCUCAUCCAGUACGGCUGCUCUAGCCAGCUGCAGUUCUUCCUUUGUUCAGUUUAUGUGCCAAUGUGCACAGAGAAGAUCAACAUCCCCAUCGGCCCAUGCGGCGGCAUGUGUCUUUCAGUCAAGAGACGCUGUGAACCCGUGCUGAAGGAAUUUGGAUUUGCCUGGCCUGAGAGCCUGAACUGCAGCAAAUUCCCACCACAGAACGACCACAACCACAUGUGCAUGGAAGGGCCAGGUGAUGAAGAGGUGCCCUUACCUCACAAGACCCCCAUCCAGCCUGGGGAAGAGUGUCACUCAGUGGGAACCAAUUCCGAUCAGUACAUCUGGGUGAAAAGGAGCCUGACCUGUGUUCUCAAGUGUGGCUACGAUGCUGGCUUAUACAGCCGCUCUGCCAAAGAGUUCACCGAUAUUUGGAUAGCAGUGUGGGCCAGCCUCUGCUUCAUCUCCACUGCCUUUACUGUCCUUACCUUCCUAGUCGAUUCUUCCAGGUUUUCCUAUCCUGAGCGCCCCAUCAUAUUCCUCAGUAUGUGCUAUAAUAUUUAUAGCAUUGCUUAUAUUGUCAGGCUGACUGUAGGCCGGGAAAGGAUAUCCUGCGAUUUUGAAGAGGCAGCAGAACCCGUUCUCAUCCAAGAAGGACUUAAGAACACAGGAUGUGCAAUCAUUUUCUUGCUGAUGUACUUUUUUGGAAUGGCUAGCUCCAUUUGGUGGGUUAUUCUGACACUCACUUGGUUUUUGGCAGCAGGCCUCAAAUGGGGUCAUGAAGCCAUUGAAAUGCACAGCUCUUACUUUCACAUUGCAGCCUGGGCCAUCCCUGCAGUGAAAACCAUUGUCAUCUUGAUCAUGAGACUGGUGGAUGCAGAUGAACUGACUGGCCUGUGCUAUGUUGGGAACCAAAACCUCGAUGCCCUCACUGGCUUUGUGGUGGCUCCCCUCUUCACGUAUUUGGUGAUUGGAACUUUAUUCAUUGCUGCAGGUUUGGUGGCCUUAUUCAAAAUUCGGUCAAAUCUUCAAAAGGAUGGGACAAAGACAGACAAGUUGGAAAGGCUGAUGGUGAAGAUUGGAGUCUUCUCAGUACUGUACACAGUUCCUGCAACCUGUGUGAUUGCCUGUUACUUCUAUGAAAUCUCCAACUGGGCUCUCUUUCGAUAUUCUGCAGAUGACUCUAAUAUGGCAGUUGAGAUGUUGAAAAUUUUUAUGUCUUUGCUUGUGGGCAUUACUUCAGGCAUGUGGAUUUGGUCUGCCAAAACGCUUCACACCUGGCAGAAAUGUUCCAACAGAUUGGUGAAUUCUGGGAAGGUAAAGAGAGAGAAGAGAGGGAAUGGUUGGGUAAAGGCUGGGAAAGACAAUGAAACUGUGGUGUGAAGCUAGCUAGCCUCCACACUUUCCUCAUUUCGAAGGAGGGGAAUAGCACAUUUCUGUGGAAAUGCUGCUCCGAGUUUUAUGCAGUGAAUCUCAGUUUGAACAAGCACUUCCACCUACCACCCUCACCCGCACCCUAGCUUCAUAAAACCAAUGAUUUUGCUGCAGACUUUGGAAUGAUCCAAAAUGGAAAAGCCAGUUAGAGGCUUUCAAAGCUGUGAAAAAUCAAAAUGUUGAUCACUUUAGCAGGUCGCAGCUUGGAGAGUGGAGGUCCUGCCUAGAUUCCAGGGCGAUGCUGUUUUUUUUUUUUUCCCAAUAAGGUGGGAUCUGAGCUGUGAGCUGGUAACUAACUUGCAGGGAGAAAGAUUAAUUUUUUUUUUUAGCCAUUCUAAAUUUUAAAUACUAACUGGGUCUUGCAGAUAGCAAAGCGAUCUAUAAACACUGGAAAUGCUGGGUUCAGAGAAGUGUUACAAGAGUUUUAUAGUUUGGCUGAUCUAACAUAAACAUCUUCUGUGGUGCACUGUCUGCUGUUUAGAACUUUGUGGAUUGCACUCCCAAGAGGUGGUGUCAAAAUCUUUCAGUGCCUUUGUCAUAAAACAGAAUUGUUUGAACAAACAAAGUACUGUAUUAACACACAUAAGAUGUCCAGUGGAUUUUUCUUCUUUCUCCUCCUCUCUUAAAUUUCAACUUCCUUGUCUUAGGCUGCUGCUGUUUUCUUCAUUUACCCUAACGAUCCAGAAGAGGUCUUUUUAUAGGAAUUUUUUGCACCACAGUAUGCCUAAUGAGGGAAAAAGGAAAGGUGAUUCACUUUCUGACAAUCACUUAAUUCAGAGGCAAAUGAGAUUUACUAAGUUGACUUACCUUACCCACCCCAGAGACCUAUUGCGUGAAGCAGUUGGGACUUAAUGUAUUUUACUUUGUGUGAUUGCAUCUACGCAGACGCCAGUCUGGAAGAGCUGAAAUGUUAAAUUUCUUGGCAACUUUGCAUUCACACAGAUUAACUGUGUAAUUUGUGUGUGUCAAUUACAAUUAAAAGCACAUUCUUGGACCAUGACAUAGAAUACUCAACUGACUUUAAAACUAUGGUCAGCUUGCAUUCUUAGAGUGAUAGUGCCUUUUUCCCCCAGCAUGAGAAUGUUAUCAGAAUCUAGUCUACUUACCACAGUGGAGACUUAUUUAAUUUUGUAAAGCAAACUAAGGACAGUUAAUCCAACUACUUGGUGUAUAAUUGUUCCCUGUAAUUGGCAAAGGCUCCUUGUAAGAUUUCAUUGGAGGCAGUGUGGCCUGGAGUAUUUAUGUGGUGCUUAAUGAAUCUCCAGAAUGCCAGCCAGGAGCUGGAUUGGUUAGCAGGGAAUAAAGUGUAGACCAUAUGAAAUGAACUGCAAACUCUAACAGUACAGGUCUUAAUUACCUUUAGCGGAGGUAUCCAAAGCUUUUAAAAUUUAUGCUUUAAGUUCCUCUCAAGGGGGUACCCACUAGCAGCCUAUCAAAAGUUGGAGUUCUUUUAAAAUUAUAACUGGUCUUUCUUUUAACUUGCUUUAGGCCUUCUAAUCACCAAAUCUCCAGGAUAAAUUGUUCAUGUCACAGGUUGCCCUCCUUAUAAUUCAUACCUGUCUCUGCUUCAGCAACUAUGUUUCAAUGUCUCAUUAUGUAUUAAUUCAUGCUUUUAAAAAAAUAAGCAAGCUCUUUUUCUCCCCAUCACACUUUGUGGAGAAACAUUUCCAAGGAUGAAAAAUUCCAAAUAGGUGAUCAAAUUCUAGAGAAAAGAAUGUCUUUUUAUUUUUCUUGGUUUGAGCUUUAUGCCAGUGAUUCUUUCCUCUUUGUUUUUGCGGGUUAUUGAGAUCAAGAAGCAUAUAAGGUCCACUGUGUGUGUGAUUGGAAGGGACCAUCGUGGGUCUUUUGAGAUAGAAGCUACAUGGGCCUGGUGGCCCCUGCUGCUUUGUGCGGUCUGAGCACCUAGCUGGACUUGGGUGAGGGCUCCAGGAGCAUGAGAACUGAUCCCUGGAAGGGCCGGUUUGACUCCAUCUGAGACCGUAUUGCCUACGACAUGUAAAAUGUGAACUCCCUGUGCUGCUUGCAGACAGUUCCCAUAACUGGCCAAGGUUCUGGAGCAUGCACCCAGGGACAGAGGCUGCCCUUACUCACGCUCUGCUCUGGUGUCUUGGGAGUUGUGCAGAGACUUUGGCCCAGGAAAGGGAAGGAGGACCAUGCAGUAGGGGGGCUGGCGGCUGUUGCUGUUGGAGUGUAGGCACUCGUGAUGCGAUUUUCUUUGUAAUGCUUCAGUGAUUGUGUGACCAAGGCAGCACCUAGCAGAGGGCUGGGCAAGGCAGAGUGUUCAAUAUCUGUAAAUGAUAAAGUAAUAAUUAUAGCCAUAACAGAGCACUUGGGUGAACGUGGACACCUGAGUUCUGGAGCUAGUGCCCUGACAACUUCUGGGGGUUGACUGUCUGCUGCAUCAAUCUCCUGCCUUUUCAGAGGAAAGUACAUUUGAGCAGAAGUGGAUGUCAGUACAAACUGGAUUAGUAGCCUUAGCAAUGUCACAGGGUUAUAGGCUUUUCCUUUCACAUUGCAGACAAUGGAGAGUGUUUACGGUUUCAGGAAAAAACUGUGGUGAAGGAGUCAGUUACCAAUGACCUUCAAGCAAUUCCAUCACCUCUUGGAUUGGUAUUUGUUUCAAAAAAACCAGAAGUCAGUUUUCACCACAUUUAUCACGUGCCAACUGUGUGUAAAGGCCCAUGUUAGGCACCAUAGGGCUGCCAUGGAGAUAAGCUCUGGUUUUCUAGUGCGCUUGGGUCCACUGGACUUCACUGUUGUGAAGAGCAGGGGCCUCUAGAUUCAUAUCUGUUCACUAUCUCUUUCCCACAAACCUCUUCCUAGGUCUCUCUACCUUUAGCAGAUCUCUCUUUCCGCAGGAUGCUUUACAAAUCAGUUACAGCAGCUUUGACAGAAAGCAUCAGGGACAAUCUGCAUAGAAAUGCCCUAGGAAGACAGACUAGGCUUUAAGGAAAUGGUUCCACAUCUUCUAUGGCUUUGGAGGCAGGCAAGUCAGGGUUUGAGGCUCCAGGCAGCUUAUAUAGGUAUAUUUAAGGAGAAUGUCUUGCUAAGGGAAAUGUUAGGUUUAUUUUUCUUUCUUUGAAAUCUAGAAUAAGUAGAUAUGAUUGUAGUUUUCUACAAAAAUCCCUUGGCUUCUGGAGAUUUUAGCACACAGGGCCAAGGACACCUCUGUCCAACCUCUCUGGCAGACACCUUUAUCUUGUUUUAUGAAGGCCAAACCUCAGGACAAGCAGAGGAACGUGGAGUAGGGUGGAACAGGCCAGAACUAUCUGGUUGAGCUACUUGCUUGAUUCAUAUCCUUCUUCCUUUAUGGAGACCCAUUUCCUGAUCGCCGAGACUGCUUCUGAGCUGGCAUCUUGCCCAGGCCCUGAAACUAGACACUUCAUUUCAAAGAUGCUCUCUGACUUUCCUUCCCCAGUCUCUCUCCACCUGCACUCCCCAAACCUAGAACCUGGGAAACUUAAAUUCUGAAUUCUGGUUCUAUCCAGCACCCACAGCUCUGAACUCUCUGCCCUCCUGGCCUUCUGGUUUUAGAAUUAAGUUUUAUUUGUGUUGAGAACCAAGCUGGCACCUGAGGAUGCAAAGAUGAGCCCAACAUCCUCAGCCCUGCAGGGACUGGUUCAAUUUAGAGAUGUUUCACCAGGAUGGCUUCUGGUGAGGCAGCUACAGCAGCAGUUAGGAAAGGGAGCCACAGAGCACAAGACUUUGGGAGGAGCCUCUUAAAAUCAGUCUUCAUCCUUAAUUUCAUUCUGUGAUGGAAGGAAUUAGAGAUAGUUGUUAUUCCAGCCAAUCAUGUCAAGUCCCUAGACUGUGACAUUUCUCUUUGUUCCUUUACUGUGUUUGAGUUCAGAAUUCCUGGCUGGGUUUGCAUUAUGUCUGGCAAAGGCCCUGGGUUAUCGUUUUUCCUCCAUGGCUAGGUCACAGAUCUUAGAAACUCCUAAAAGAGCAUUUUGCUCCUACCAAGGAUCAGAUGCUAGAGGCUUAAAUAAUAGGUUCUGUUUCACUGUAGCCUGGAUGGAGCUCUCUAUGACUGCUUGUUGCCAUGCAGUUAUGGCACGCUUGACAGUACCAGGAGGGUGCUGUCAUCUUCUGACAUGACUCUUCCCCUGGUAAGCCCAGUUGCCCCAGUAGUAGCUUGUUGCUAUUUCUGCCUUACCUUAUUUCCUCUCUUGGCACCAGCAAAUUCCUAGUAUUCACCCAGGCAAUUUGUAGAGGGCCUUUUUGGGGUCCCAUAUGAGCCAUGUCCCCAAAGCUUUUGUACCUUCUUGAUUGCCUGCAAUAUUCAGUACAUGACCACUGUCAUCCUAGAAAGCUUCUGAGAGGAGGGGCAAGAGCAGCUCUGCCCCACAAAAGUUGGGUCCAACUUCCUUCCAUGGUUGUGCAAAUUUUCCAAAUCCUGUUAAUAGGCUCAGGCCCUGACUUGGCUGUGAGCACUGGAAGGGGAAAGCUGCUUUCUAGAUCUCUCCCAGUGGGGUGUCUAGGUGGUUCUGAAUUUCUUCUACCUCACAGGGGUGUUGUGAGGCUUCAGAAGAUGUAGGGAUGAAGGCCCCUUGAGUUCUUCAUGAGAAUGGCGGACUAAUUAUCAGGUGCAAUCUGCAAAAAAGAUAAAACACAAGUCAACCUACUCUGUGCAACAGUUAAGUUUGUUGUUCUGUUGCCUUUUCUUGGGUCCUCAUGCCAUCCCACGGCUCCAGAGCCUGGAGGGCAACCUGGAGACUUUGAGAAGUCUGACAUGGAGGUACCAAGCAAACUCCUACUACACAUACCCUGAAUGAAUUGCUAAAUUGCAAAGGAAAUGGACCCUACUUUUAAGGAUGUACUAAAGUAUGUCUGCAUUGAUGUCUGUACUGUAAAUUUCUAAUUUAUCAACUGUACAAAAAAAAAGCCUUGC